Moneuplotes crassus is the source of this 1057-nucleotide messenger RNA. Lineage: Eukaryota; Ciliophora; Spirotrichea; Euplotida; Euplotidae. The record is from the annotation of a GenBank genome assembly.
GUCUAAAAUAAGAAAUGGAGGAGAAUAAGACUACAAAAGGCGAAGGAAAAGGGCCCAAAACAACAGGAAGAUGGAAGACUCAUGAGCACAAGUUGUUUGUUGAUUGUCUCAAGAAAUAUGGAAAGGAUUGGUCGAAGUUAGAGAAAUCAGUUCCAACGCGAACAUCAAUACAAAUCAGGAGUCAUGCUCAGCAUUAUUUUGAUAACAUUAAGAAAGAAUUAAGCAUUGAAAACCCAAUUGAGUAUAUAAUGGGGAAAUCUCAAGAUGAUGCCAGGUUAAGAAGUAGGAAAGAAGAUUUUAUAUCAAGACCGAAAUAUCAAAAUGAUUCCAAUAUUCGAGACACUCUCAUUAGCCAAGAUAAUCUUGUUUCACAUGAAAGCCAAAAGAGGAAAUAGGAGAAAUAUUGAGCCAUCACAUUACAGAUACUCUGAACAAGGACCUCAAUAUUCAUCGAAGUAUUUCAAAGACCAAUAUGGGGCCCACAGAGAUGUAGAGCUACCUCAGGAAUCAGCAUAUGUAUACUUAGACAAAGAUAGCGUUACAGUCAAAGCCCAACAAAUCGAGGUGAAUGUUUCACCAAUCGAUCUGAAUAGUACAUUUCUCAGACAAAGAGAAAUAGAUAGUAUUGAAUCGAACCAACAGGCUAAUUUCAAGGUUCUUCCGUUCUCAGAUGAUGUAAAUUCAUCUAAUUAUGGCCAUAAGCCAAAUGAAUUUACAGAAAAAGAAUCAUUUUCACAAAAGCAUAGAGCUUACUCAAGUUAUUGAGCUCCAUUAAGCCCAUUUCAGAAAAUACUUCUAGAAGCAUGAGGCAAAGUAUUUUGUCAAUGAGACAAUAAAUUCAAAAUCUUUGAGUGCUCGAGUAGUAAAACUAAGUUAUCCAGCAAUAGUACUCUCAUAGAAAAUGGAGACUCAAGAGGAAGCUUCUUAUCACGACCUUCAGAAGGGAUCUCUGGAAAACUACAACAGUCAGAUUUUUCGAAAUAAUUCUCAGCCAGGUUAUCUAGAGAAGGAUAGUCAAGAAUACCGAGGUUAGCAUUGUGUAUACCAACUUCCUCAA